CACACGGCCUAACUGCUGCUGCUGCUGUGUAAAAGCUGUGAAGGAUGGUGGCAGCAACUGAAGGAAUGACGGGAGCCUUCGGCCUGCUGGCUGCAGUCCUGACGGUUGUGUCGGUGGCAUCACUGAGUUUAUUUACACUUUUCUGUCUGCGGUGCAAAAAGAAAGAAAAGAUCAUACAUGAGGAGCCUCAAAUAUACAACCCACAGAUAUUCCAGCGUGGGGGAAGCCAGUUUGCAGUUAUGCGCUCAAAAACAGUCACCAGAAGCAAGCAGACAUCUUCAACUGAAAAUGCUGAGCAUUCCCCCAGAGCUCCAGCUGAGGAACAGGCAGAUUAUCAAAAUAUCACAGAAUUUCAGACAGUUGAUGCGAGUCUGGAACACGACUAUGUAGCUCCCAUCCCAGUGUCCGUCUAUGAAAAUCAGAAGAGAAGCAUAUCUGAUGCCGAUCCGACUCCGGGCAUUUAUGGAAACGUUUUCCCACCGAUGCCCACAGCAGACGAUGACGACUAUGAAAACUCUGCAUACCUGAACCAAAUUGCUGAGGCCGAUGAACCGGAUUACGAGAAUGAAAGCUGAGACUGCACCUGAACACACCACUGAUCAGAUCUGAGUGCAGCUGUAUAAUUUUUAAUCUCCAUAUAUGAAGUGAAAUGUGGUGAAGUCUGCCAUCUGGUGGUAAAAUGAAUCCAUUUUCAUCUGCUGCAAAGUAACGUCAGUGUUCCAGUAAAUUCUUGGACUUGUUAGAUGUUCAGACAAAGUUGUGCUUCACUAGUGUAGUAGUCACUAGUGACUAUUUCCUUUUAGCUCAUUUUCAGCCAGCAAUCUGGUUGUUUUAUUACAUACGGGAUGGUUUUUGUUUUUUGGGGGUUUUUUGUAAGAAAAUGUUGCUCUUGAAAAAAUUAAAAAUUCCAAUUAAAAAUUUUCCUGAAAGGUUAAGACAAAUUUGCAGCCCUUUAGGUCAUUAAAGGACAAAACAAGCCUCUUUAAAAAACUGUUAUAAAACAUUACAGAUUCUACUUUUCACUUUAUGCGUGUUUAAAUCACUCAACUUUCCAACAAGAAAUAUCAAAUAUGUAGUUUGAAAUAUUUUCUUACACUUUAAAUGCCAGUUGGAUCACAAGUCACCAUUUUUAUGAAG
Messenger RNA from Melanotaenia boesemani (Boeseman's rainbowfish), 1137 nucleotides. Its product is annotated as LAT2 domain-containing protein. The coding region runs from base 45 to 575 and encodes 176 amino acids. The transcript is spliced from 12 exons. The record is from RefSeq and is a predicted model, not a curated record. NCBI's taxonomy places the organism in Eukaryota, Metazoa, Chordata, Actinopteri, Atheriniformes, Melanotaeniidae.